UGGUUGCAGGAAAAAAAUGGUUUCGCCGUCAGAGAAGCUUGUUGUCACCGGGGCGUUAGUUAAUAUAUUGAGUUCGAUUGUUAUAGUUUUAUUAAAUAAGUGGAUAUACACAAAAUAUAACUUUCCAAAUAUUACUUUGACCUGUAUUCACUUUACUAUAACAUCACUUGGUCUUUUGAUAUGUCGACAUGCCAAUGUUUUUCAACCGAAAAGUCUCCCAUUUUUUUCUAUGUUGCCCCUUGCCUUUUCAUUCUGUGGAUUCGUAGUGUUUACAAAUCUAUCGCUGGAAUCAAAUACGGUUGGAACCUAUCAGAUCAUUAAAACCAUGACUACUCCUUGUAUUAUUGCAAUCCAAACAUAUUUUUAUGGAAAGCGAUUUUCAUUUAAUGUCAAGUUAACAUUGAUUCCCAUCACAAUUGGUGUAUUUCUCAAUUCUGUUUAUGAUGUCAAGUUUAAUUUAAUAGGAAUAAUAUUUGCAACUGUGGGUGUUCUUAUCACAUCUGUUUAUCAAGUGUGGGUUGGCGAAAAGCAACAUGAACUUCAAGUAAACUCCAUGCAACUUUUAUAUUACCAGGCACCUUUAUCUGCAUUACUCUUAAUUUUUGUGAUUCCAUUUUUUGAACCCCUAGAUGCCUUUCAUGGAGUAUUCUUUAACUGGCCUUUUGAAGCCCUGGUUGCCAUAUUUAUAUCUGCGUGUGUUGCAUUUAGUGUUAAUCUAUCAAUAUUCUGGAUUAUUGGCAACACUUCACCAGUGACAUAUAAUAUGAUCGGUCAUCUAAAAUUUUGUAUGACAUUACUAGGAGGCUAUCUUUUAUUCCAUGACUCCAUUCAAAUUUUACAGAUGAUUGGCAUUUUUACCACUGUUGGAGGUGUUAUAGCUUACACUCAAGUCAAACGUGAAGAGAUGAAGAUUAGCUCCAGUUUACCAACAGUUGGUGAGAGUCAUGUCAAGAGUUAGAAGAGAGAUCACUUCAACAGUUCACCUUGUGAUACGAAUGUUUUAUAUUUCAACUGAAAAUUAUUUUAUUUUCACAUUGCUUGACUUACAUGUUUUAUUUUAUUAUAUUUAAACUAAAAAAUCAUUUAUUUAAUGAGAGGGUGUUAAAUUCAAUAUUUCUGGUUUUAUUUUAAAGAAAUUUGUAAUUAAUGUAAUAAAAAUUGUCUGAAAUUUUAUUGUAUCUAAGAUAGGCAACAUUUGAAAUAAAUAAUUGUUAUUGAAACCAUAUUCAGAAAGUUAAAUAAUGUAUGUUUUGUGUACUUUUAUACUGCUCUAUCUAUUGAAAAGUGCUACUAAAAGAGCUCCCUGCUAUCUUUGAGCUGUACUGUUGGCUACCAUUGUUUUAAAUGAAUAGUUUAUGGAAAACUUUUUUUUUUGUCCUCUGUUUAUUGUCUGUGAUUGGACUUCAUUACUGAAAUUUUUUAAUUAAAGAUAAAUGAUUUGCCUUCUUCAAAAAAAUAUUGUUAUUUUAUAAUUUGUAAUUUUUAUUAUUAAUGAAGCUUUUUAUGUAUAAUUUUGCAUUAUGUUAUAAUAUUAAUAUAAAAAGAAUUUAUUUGAAUGUUCAAUGGCCUUUUCUACAUGGGUACUUCUGAUAUUGUUUUCUUCAUAAUUAGUAAUAAUAAUAGUAAGAAUUUACCAAUAAAUAACUACACAGUGGCAAACAUUUUUGGUUAAUUCUUGUUUAAGUGUAAUAAAAUAUGCACUAAACAUGAACCAAUAAAAACAAGUCACUUAACUUUUAAUGAGACAUUAUGUCCAUCAAUAACUACUAUUUAAACCAAGAUACAUUUAGUAGAGCACAAUACUAAACUUAAACUAAACAUAAUUAAUAACAUAAUAAUAACUUUUUUUUUUUUUUACUUAUAAUUUUGUUAUGAUGUGCAUGGCAACUUAAAGCAUGUUAACACAGGAUAAGGUUUAUUAAAGCCCAAGUUGGUAUUCUGAAAAAAAUGAGGAGCAAUAUUUUAUUAUUGCUACACUACAUAGUACAUUUGUUACUGUGAAUACUGUUUACCUGAAGUACUAAAUAUUGUUGUUUUAUUAGCCUGUUAGCUCAUGUAAGUGGUAUUAUACAGUGAAAAAUAUCUGUUAGAUCAAAAAGCAGUUGGAGACUGCACAUGUAUUCAAUAAGAUGGUCAGGAACAAUAUGAUUGCUCUCGCAUAAGUGGCAAUGGAAUCUAUUAAAAAUUUAAGUACUAAAGAAGAAAUUUAAGUCUGCCUAACAAUAUAUACAUUAUUGCUUUAAUGUAAAGAUUAUAUAAAGAAAAAAAUCAACAAUUUAAAAGCUACAACUGCAAUGAAUGGCCUAGAAGUGGUUGAUUUUGUAAAAUCAUCUGUCCCUUUUUGUGUCCACAUGGGGCCACCACAAAUUUUAUAAAAUACUAGUUUAAAAACUGAUUUGAGUUAGGCUUGCUUAUCUAUAAAUAGUAAAGUGCCCUUUGAGUCCAAAUGGUCCAUGAGGCAUAUAUAAUAAACUCAUCUAUUUCUCAUCGGUCAGCACUAUGGCCUGCUGCCUUUACCUGAUCAAGCCAUUUACCUGUCAGAGCUGGAUGGAUUCAGGUCAAACAUGUUUUAACAUAAGUAGAGCCUACAAAGUGCAAAGAGUAUUACUUUUCAAACUCAUUUUUAAAGUGUAGUUUUAAAAUCAAAUCUUUCAGUUGCUGUAUUUUUAUAUAAAUGACAGUUUAAAUGUGCUGAAAGAUAAAAUUAAUUUUAUUUGGUUUUUAUACUUUAUGUAUAGAAUUGUGUAUUAUUUUUCUGUUGUGCAUACAUUUAUGGAAAAUGGUAUUUUUAUGUUUUUUAUUUCAUACACUAAUAAUACUAAUAUAUAAAACCAUAUGUUUCAAAUGAUAAAACAUUACCAUCAAGGCAGCUUAUGAGAUCCUUAAACUUACAGGGGGAAUAAAGUAAAAGAAUUAUUUUCUGAAAUAUUCUUGCACAGAUCACUAGACAAAAAAGAAAAAAGGUAUGUGUGGUUUUUAUUCCAGCAUUAGUGUUACCUAAUGAGGAAAAACUGUUUGGAAUAACCUUUAUG
Molecule: messenger RNA, 3032 nt
Organism: Physella acuta
Lineage: Eukaryota; Metazoa; Mollusca; Gastropoda; Physidae
Product: solute carrier family 35 member E3
Source: RefSeq, a predicted model, not a curated record